GACGAUCAACCGGUUCCUGUGUUUAUUUCACCCUGCUGCACUUUUCUGUUUUCUACAGACAAAUCUCGCGAUCGACUGGGAAUCUCCCCGCGAUCGACCGGGCGAUCGACUCUCUGGAUCCAAACGGGCCCUUUCACAGCGUAGAUUUAUUUAUUGUUGCUGUGGUACCCAAGCUUUUGGGACAAGUAACAUAAACGGAGCAGAGCUUGUUUCUAUUCUGGGAAAGUGAAACCGACAUUUGCUAACACUGAGAGGUGAAAUGGCGCAGCAAGAAAAUCGGCUUGACCAAAAGAAAGUCAGCUGUUCGAUCUGUCUGGAUCUACUGAAGGAACCGGUGACUAUUCCCUGUGGACACAACUAUUGCAUGAACUGUAUUAAAAGCCACUGGGAUGGAGAGGAUGAGAAUCAAAUCUACAGCUGCCCAGUGUGUAGACAGACCUUUGCACUAAGGCCUGUCCUGGUGAAAAAUACCAUGCUAGAAGAGUUAGUGGAGGAGCUGAAGAAGACUGGACUCCAAGCUGCUCCUGCUGAUCACUGCUAUGCUGGAGAUGAAGAUGUGGCCUGUGAUUUCUGUACUGGGAGAAAACUGAAAGCCUUGGAGUCCUGUCUGCAGUGUGUGGCCUCAUACUGUGAGAAACACCUCCAGCCUCAUUAUGAAUCACCUGCUUUUAAGAAACACAAGCUGGUGGAGCCCUCCAAGAAGCUCCAGGAGAGCAUGUGCUCUCGCCACGAUGAGGUGAAGAAGCUGUUCUGCCGCACUGAUCAGCAGUGUAUCUGUUAUCUCUGCCCUAUGGAUGACCAUAAAGGCCACAAGACAGUUUUGGCUGCAGCGGAAAGGACUGCGAGGCAGAAAGAGCUGGAGGGGAGUCGACUAAACAUCCAACAGGGAAUCCAGGACAGAGAGAAGGAGGUGAAGCUGCUUCAGCAGGAGGUGGAGGCCAUCAAUGGCUCUGCUGAUAAAGCAGUGGAGGACAGUGAGAAGACGUUCACUGAGCUGAUCCGUCUCAUGGAGAAGAGAAGCUCUGAUGUGAAGCAGCAGCUCAGAUCCAAGCAGGAAACUGAAGUGAGUCGAGUCCAAGAUCUUCAGGAGAAGCUGGAGCAGGAGAUCAGGGAGCUGAAGAGGAGAGACGCUGAGCUGCAGAAGCUCUCUCACGCAGAGGAUCACACCCACUUUCUGCUCAACUACCCCUCUCUGUUACCUCUCAGUGUUUCCAAACACUCAUCCAGCAUCAAAGUCCGUCCUCUGCGCUACUUUCAGGACGUGACGGCAGCUGUGUCAGAAGUCAGAGAUAAACUACAGGACGUCCUGAAGAAGACGUGGACAAACAUCUCACUGAUGGUGAGUGAAGUGGACGUUUUACUGCCUCCACCAGAGCCAAAGACCAGAGCUGAAUUCUUAAAAUAUUCACGUGACAUCACUCUGGAUCCAAACACUGCAAACACACAGCUGCUAUUAACUGAGGAGGGCAGAAAAGCAACAUUCACGAGUCAACGCCAGAUAUAUUCAAGUCACCCAGACAGAUUCACGAAAUGGCCUCAGGUCCUGAGUAAAGAAAGUCUGACUGGACGUUGUUACUGGGAAGUGGAGUUGAGAGGGGGGGGAGUUUUUGUAGCAGUUGCAUACAAGAACAUCAGCAGAGCAGGGGUUUGGGAGGAAUGUUUAUUUGGAGUCAAUGAUAAAUCUUGGACGUUAUAUUCUGACAUUAACAGUUAUACCUUUUGGUACAACAACAUCAAAACUCCCGUCUCAGGUCCUCGGUCCUCCAGAGUUGGAGUGUAUCUGGAUCACGAUGCAGGUAUUCUGUCCUUCUACAGCGUCUCUGAAACCAUGACUCUCCUCCACAGAGUCCUGACCACUUUCACUCAGCCGCUCCACGCUGGACUUCGGUUUGAUUUAGUAUCUUCUGGUGGCACUGCUGAGUUCUGCAACCUCAAGUUGACAGAAGUAGUUUAAGUCCAGCUCAGUCGGCAUAAAAACUGUUGGCCUUGAUCAUUUCAUUAAGAACUUAUGGUAACAUUUUAUUUUUAUCAUUCAUCAAAGAUAGCAGAAAACAUGCAUUAUGUACUAUGCAGGGGACUCUGACAGAGGAUUACUCACAAAGUACACAGUAAAAGUACUUCCUUUUAUUUCUGGUAGCAGUCAACUAGUACCGAGUCCAACAGUGUCAGUUUUAUUAAGAACUUGUGGUAAAAAAUAUUUGUAUAACUCAUUGAAUAUAGCAGGAAAGAAAAUGAAGAGCAGCUGAUUUGAAAAGACUAACUCGAGAGACGGAUGAGUGACUGCAGUGCAGAAUCGCUGUAUAGUUUAAAUCUCCUUAGUUACAAUGUUGUCCAUUUUACCCAAAGGCUUAUUAUAUUUACAGCCCUUAAUAACAUUCUUUUUCUGGGCUCAAUGUGUGUCUUGCUGUUUUCGUUGUGAUCGCUAAAUUCACCUUGUUUAGUAUCACUAUAACACUGACCUGGAUCGCUAGAAACACCUGCCAUCAGACUGGCAAGGGCUGUUCCAUGCUCUGCUCAACCUCCCGCCUUCCCAAUGGACUCAGUAGCGCCCCCUGCUGCCGUGGAGCAUGUGUGAGUGUGUUUGAGCACAACCACAAAGCCACGUGACUUUUGGCAGUAAUAUUCCGCCGUGAGAAGAAAAAGUGUUGUACUUGUAAAAAAAAAGUUGUGUACUUGUAAAACCUGAAUUUGUCUCUGAAACAUGAUUUAUUAGAAAAAUGUUAUAUGUUUGUUUGAUAGAUACGUUUUUUCUUUGCAAAACUAAAUGCAUUAGUUUGUAGAUGGUGUUUUGUAGUUGCAAACCACAUUGUGUUUGUUAGUGAAUCAUGAGGCAUUUGUAAAACCUGUUAAGUUUGUUUGUGGAGUUAUGGCAGGAAAUUAGCCAGGACAUUACCCUCUCGUCAAUAGUCACCAACCUGGGUGUGAAAAUGGAUGCCCAUCUGACCUUUGAGGCUCACAUUAAACACAGCUGUGCAAGAACUCCUUUUAUCACCUCAGGAACAUCGCCAAACUCCGCCCCACACUCACUCUGUCUGAUGCCAAAAAGCUAGUCCACGCCUUUGUCUCCUCCAGGCUGGACUACUGCAAUGCACUACUCACUUUUACUGUAACAGAGUAUUCCUACACUCUGGUACUUCUACUUUUACUCAAGUACGAGAUCUGAGUACUUCUACUUUUACUCAAGUACAAGAUCUGAGUACUUCGCCCAUCUUUGUUUGUAUGUUGACCGUUUAAAAAAAAAAAUCUUUAAAGCACUGAAAAACAUUUUUAAAUGUAUUUAAUUUACGUUGAAUUUGUUUCAUUACUGUAUUCGUUUCAGUGUUUCUUAUUGUUUCGGAACGUUUAGUCUAUUUGAAAUAAGUUGUAUUAGGCGCUUUCACACCGGAGUACUUUUCCAAGUAUAGUUCCGAUAUAGUUCAGAAAAUGUGCGUUCACACCAAAAAAAUCCGGAACUAGAACUUAGUUCAUGAGAACCUGUUCACA
Molecule: messenger RNA, 3483 nt
Organism: Gymnodraco acuticeps
Lineage: Eukaryota; Metazoa; Chordata; Actinopteri; Perciformes; Bathydraconidae
Product: tripartite motif-containing protein 16-like
Exons: 3
Coding region: 260-1954 (564 amino acids)
Molecular function (GO): zinc ion binding; protein binding
Source: RefSeq, a predicted model, not a curated record